AAAGUUCAUGAGGGGUCUCCAUGUUCCUGCACUCUUUGUUUAUUGUCAUGUAGGAUGUUGGCAGAUUUACUUUCACUGCACUCAGCCCCCACACUAAAUGUUUGUGGAUGAAACACUGCAAUUCAUGUGAUCCUCCAAGUGUGCCCAUGUUCCAAAGACUCAAGCUCCUUAUCAGACAUGUUUUUUUUUUUAAAUUAUAGGUCAAUGCAGCUCAUGAUAACAACAUCUACAGUCUUCACCUCUUAACAGCUCCACCAAUUCCAGGAAUAAGCUGCCUCCAAAAUUAGGUCAGGUGUGAAAUCAACUGUCUAAGCCCGGCUUAGUUCUUUAUAGUAUUAUAUAUGCAGAUAGAAAGCAGCUUAUGAUGACAAACCAAGCCACUGAAUAUCACACAAACAUGAGCUUCUCCGAUCUUGACUAUCCAAAGCAAUUGCUUGAUUAUAAAGAUGGCUUUUUAGCCUCAAAGACCAUGUUUACUGCAUGUGAGCUGGGAAUUUUUGACUUACUACAUGAUGUUGGCGAGCCCUUGUCAGCAGCGGGCAUUGCUUCCCAUUUGUGUACCAAUGUAGAUGCUACAGACCGCUUACUCAGUGCCUGUACUGGAAUGAAGCUCUUAAAAGUUGAAAUGAAAAACGUGGAAGCAUAUUAUUCUAACACAGAUGUUUCUUCAGUAUAUCUGAUCAAAUCAAGUAAAAAGUCCCUAUAUCAUAUGAUGAUGUACUACUCUAACACCAUAUAUACAUGCUGGCAAUUCCUACCUCAAGCUAUAAGGGAAGGAAAAAGCCAGUAUGAAAGAGCUUUUGGAGUCUCUUCAAAGGACUUGUUCGAAGCGGUUUACAGGUCAGAAGAGGAGAUGGUGGCUUUCAUGUAUCAUAUGGACUCCAUAUGGAAUAUAUGUGGAAAGGAAGUGAUCCAGGCAUUUGACCUUUCUGAGUUUCACACCAUCUAUGAUCUUGGAGGAUGUUCGGGAGCUUUUGCAAGAAUAUUUCUAUCCACAAAUCAAGGGGCUACAGUUACUAUAAUGGACCUACCAAUGGUGGUACAAACAGCUAAGAAAUAUUUUGUAACUGAUAAUGAUCCACAUAUUUCUUUUCAUGAAGGAGAUUUCUUUAAAGAUGUCAUUCCUGAGGCAGACCUAUAUAUUUUGGCCAGGAUUAUCCAUGACUGGACAGAAGAGAAAUGCCUGCAGCUGCUGAAAAGUGUUUACCAGUCCUGCAGACCAGGAGGUGCAGUUCUGCUAGUUGAAGUCCUCUUAAAUGAAGACAGAAGUGGCCCUCUGACUUCCCAGCUGUACUCACUGAACAUGUUGAUACAGUCAGAAGGCAAAGAGAGGAUGCCAUCUGAGUACAAAAAGCUCCUUACAGACUCUGGCUUCAGGGAUAUUCAAGUCAGUGCCACUGGAAAGAUUUAUGAAGCCGUAAUGGGAAGAAAAUAAGUCCAAGUGUCGAUUUCCUAUUUGUAGCUACUGUUUUUUUUUAUAAUUGAUCUGUAGUAUUAAUGCAGAAAAAUGUUAGCACUAAUAAACAUGUUACAGUAUUAAA
Molecule: messenger RNA, 1541 nt
Organism: Rana temporaria (common frog)
Lineage: Eukaryota; Metazoa; Chordata; Amphibia; Anura; Ranidae
Gene: ASMT
Product: acetylserotonin O-methyltransferase
Exons: 8
Coding region: 362-1435 (357 amino acids)
Biological process (GO): methylation; melatonin biosynthetic process
Molecular function (GO): acetylserotonin O-methyltransferase activity
Source: RefSeq, a predicted model, not a curated record